AUGUCGGUCAAAUGGCAACCCCCAGAUCAGGCAACUCUCAAGAUCAACACAGAUGGAGCCUUCUCGGAAGCUACGGGCAAGGCGGCAGGGGGUGGAUUGAUCCGCAACCACCUGGGGAAAAUGAUCCUCGCCUUCGCCACUCCCCUUGACACCCAAUCGGCCCUGGAGGCGGAGCUUAAGGCCGCGCACCUUGGCCUUGCCUUGGCGAGAAACUUCAUGCAAACAAUGUGGCUCGAACUGGACUCGGAGCAGGUGAUCAAGCUUACCAAUGGCACAGCUUGGGGACCGGCCCAUGUUCGUCAUGAUAUUGCCCGCCUUAGGGCCCUCAAGUGCCAUACUAACUUUCGCGCAUCCUUUAUCCACCGUGAAGGCAACAUGGCGGCGGACUUUCUCGCUAAGUUGGGAAUGGAAAGACCAGAAUUUUGCCAGUUCAAUGACUCCACAGCACCACGGCUCCUCAAGGCCAUGAUCCGCAUGGAAGAAAUUGGAGUGCCUAAUAUUAGAGUCCGGGGUGACAAUCACGACUAG
Messenger RNA from Salvia splendens (bonfire salvia), 528 nucleotides. RefSeq lists its product as uncharacterized. Gene Ontology annotation, molecular function: nucleic acid binding; RNA-DNA hybrid ribonuclease activity. The coding region runs from base 1 to 528 and encodes 175 amino acids. The transcript has a single exon. The record is from RefSeq and is a predicted model, not a curated record. Lineage: Eukaryota; Viridiplantae; Streptophyta; Magnoliopsida; Lamiales; Lamiaceae.